UAAAAAUUGCCCCUGUUCUUAGAUAACAGUAGGAUAAGGUUAAAUUGCCAGUUUGGUGGUUGAAUAUUUGUGUGCAACUAACACUGAAUAAAACUGAUAUUGAAAAACAAGAUGUAACAAUAGAUAAUUUGAUAAGCUAGACGAUGCAAUAUAUAUGCAUUUGAAAGGAUAUUUAAUACAGCCAUCCUCUUUUGAACAAUGGUCAUUGACGGUAAUGUCUAUCUAAUAUUUGCAUUAUAAUAGUGUUUACAUUUAACUCAAUGGCAGGAGGUGGGUUUCAUGGUUCUGAUUGGAGGACUGGGCCUCAUGCACUGUCAAUGGAAGGGUAUCAGGAAGGAAUGUCACGCUAUUGGGGUGAGGUGAAUCCAAGUUAUGAGAAGGGCAUGGAUGAAGGUGACAAUUGGAGACGGGAAAUCCCUCAGUACAAGGAUGAAAGACAGCAUAGUGGGUACGGUGGGGAAGGCAGACAGCAUAGUGGGUACGGUGGGGAAGGCAGACAGCAUAGUGGGUAUGGUGGGGACAGUAGACGGUAUAAUGGGUACAGUGGGGACAGUAGACAGUAUAGUAGAUAUGAUGGGGAUGGUAAAAACAAGGCUUAUAGAGAUGUAGACACCGAGUCAAUUGACCUACAACCAGACUAUGAAGAUCUUCCUGAUAAUGCAAAUGGAUUCCAUGAUUCAAGGGACGGUCCCGGUAGAAUGCAAAACAGAGACAUAGGUGAUCAACAAAAUGAAUAUUACUCAGAAGGUCGUAUACCUGAGCAGAAUAAAGCAUUUGAUAAUGAAGGCUUUCAAAGGGAAGACAAUGGUGAUGCUGAUGCCAGACCCGAAGUGUUUUCUAGAAGAAAUCGAUCUUUAUAUCGGAAACAUAGCCAAAAGAGAUCAACUGGUGUUAGUUAUACAGAUCAUUUGCAGACCAUAGUUCAACGACGCAAACAAGCUAGAACAAACAUAUCAGAGCUUGGAUUUUCUGGAAGGAAAAGUGUGAUAAACAAUCACUAUGAUGAUUUAAACGAUGACUUUGAUGAUCGUUUGCCUAGCAAUCGGAAUAAGAGAACAAAAAGUUUGAAGAAUCGUCUGAAUACUUUGAAGCAUGAUCGUGAAGAUUUGAGCACACAUGAUCAAGCUGCUGCAUUGAGGGACACAACCAGGGACAAGAUUUUAUCACACCAGGAUUCUGGGUUUGGGUAUGAACAAAAGAAAUACCAGCUUGCAAAGAAAUUUAGCAGUUUCAAAAAUUGGGCUAAAAGUUGGAUAUACCAGCUGGAACUUUGGUCAGGUGCAUUCAAAGUGAUUGAAGGACAUUUCGGCACUUCAACUGUGUCCUACUUCCGGUUCCUACGCUGGCUCAUGUUCCUGAACCUGUCUCUGACAGUGUUCAUGAUGUUCGUGGUGUUGGUUCCAUUCCUGACAGUUGGUGUGGGGGGUGACGGUGCCAACUCCUUCACGGACUCGGUGAACUCUUGUACCUCCAAGUAUCACUAUGAGGCCAUAUACCACAGCACCAAUUACACAUCGUCAUUUGAAGUGAAGAACACCUCCAAAGUCUCUACACAGUCCUUUGUGGAUGUCUUGCAAGGAACAGGCUGGAUGGAGAACACUGUACUGUUCUAUGGAGCCUACUUCAACCGUACGACAUUCUCGGAAACUCCAUUUGUCUACAACAUGGCGCUCGCCUACCUGUGUGCCGUUGGUGUCGGAUACCUCAUUAGCUUUGUUCUGCUUGUCAAAAAUUCAGCAAAUGGUAUGAAGGAGAGCGUACUCACGUCUACCAGUGGAGGUAUGUCACUAUACUGUAACAAAGUGUUUGGAGCCUGGGACUACUGCAUUGUACGGAAGAAAACAGCAAAACUGAAACACAAAAGCGUUUGGCAGGAAAUCCAGAAUGAGUUGGAGUAUCAGCGGUUGCAAUGGAAGAAAGAAAGUCGCACAACGCGUGAGAAGGUGAAGCUGUAUGUGAUACGAGUCCUUAUCAACCUCCUUGUGCUUGCCAUUCUGGGGGGUGCUCUGUACUUGAUCUACUUUACCAAUGAGAAACUGGCAGAGCUUCAACAUCGGACUGAUCUCAACAAAACUGUGAAACUGGUGCUAGAGUUCCUGCCUUCAAUAACAAUCACCUUGCUAAGUGUUAUAGUGCCCACGAUAUUCAAUAAAUUAGUGACAGCUGAGGAUUAUAUGCCUGCCUUCGCAAUUCGAAUCACGCUCAUCAGAACAGUGCUGCUGCGCCUUUCCUCUGUGGGUAUCCUGAUGAUAUCCCUGUACGCCACACUGAAAGGACUGGCCCCUAGUCUGGAUGUGUCACCCUUUUACCAGGCCUCCUGUGGUGUGAGCACUGCACCUACAAACAUGUCCGAUCCAGAAGGAAAUUGGACACAGGUUAAUAAUGAGACAGAAAGCACUGACAAGAAACCUAAUAUUAAGUGUUGGGAGACAUAUGUGGGUCAGCAGAUCUACAAACUGGUGUUUCUCAACUUCAUUGUGGUCAUCGCUGUCACCUUUGUGUGGGAAUUCCCCAGAAAAUUGAUGUACAAAAAGUUUCACAAGAGAUUUAAGCUGGUAAAUUUAUUAGGCCUGCAGGAGUUUGACCUUUCCAAGAGUGUCCUGGACCUGGUCUACUUACAGACCCUAUGCUGGAUAGGGAUGUUCUUCAGUCCAAUCAUCCCAGGCAUGUGUCUAAUAACCUGCUUCAUCUUCUUCUAUAUCAAAAAGGCGUCCCUGCUGACCAACUGUAUCCCCACACAGCAAUAUGGCACCAGCAAGUCCAACUCUCUGUUCAUGAUGGUGCUACUACUCUCUUUUUUCCUGGCAAUCAUUCCCAUCUCAUACAUGGUCGGCAAGUUACAUCCGUCCCAAGGCUGCGGCCCGUUCCGUGUGUAUUCCCGUGACAACUACAUCAUGUUUGAUGUGGUGUCCAACAUGGUGGAUGAGUGGCCGUCUAAGGCCCGGAGCACUUUCUACUUUAUGGGCACUGCAGGCUUCAUGGCAGUCAUGGGGCUGCUGCUAUGCAUGCUGAUGUAUUACUUCUGGCUAGUCGGUCAGGCUCAUCACAAGAUGUCCAAGGGUCUUCGAGAGCAGCUAAAAGUGGCUUCUGACGAUAAAAGAUAUUUUGUGGCUAGAAUCGAAGAAGCGAGGGCCAAGACAAGCAGUUUCUAGUUGCCAGACUACAUGAGACUUUCGAGUUUGAAGCAGAAGUUUCAAGUUGAAAUGGAACAAUAUUCUGCCUCCUGACACUGUUUCUAAAGAGCCUACAACUUCUUAAUUUUUGCAAAAACAAAAUCAUGAAAUUAUCAAUUUUAUGGUUAUUAAAAACAGGACAUGUUAAUGACGUCAUGUUAACGAAAACACACUAAUGAUGUAUGUUUAUGUUUAGUAUGUAUGCUUUAGGAAAGAUUUACUCUUAUUACGAAUAAUUAUGUCCUUAAUAUAUAAUUGUUAAAGACGAUUGGCUCCCAUGCUAUAAAUAUGUGAAAGGCUGGAUUGCUAUGGUAAUCAGAUAUGUACAGAGACAUGUAGUCUUGUUUGUGUUAUUGUUGUUAUGCCCCCCUUCGAAGAAGAGGGGGUAUAUUGCUUUGCACAUGUCGGUCGGUCGGUCUGUCGGUCCGUCCACCAGUUGGUUUCCGGAUAAUAACUCAAGAACGCUUAGGCCUAAGAUCAUGUAACUUGAUAGGUAGAUUGAUCAUGACUCGCAGAUGACCCCUAUUGAUUUUCAGGUCACUAGGUCAAAGGUGAAGGUCACAGUGACCCGAAAUAGUAAAAUGGUUUCCGGAUGAUAACUCAAGAACGCUUAUGCCUAGGAUCAUGAAACUUCGUUGGUUGAUUGAUAAUGGCUGGCAGAUGACCCCUAUUGAUUUUCAGGUCACUAGGUCAAAGGUCAAGGUCACGGUGACCCAAAAAAGUAAAAUGGUUUCCGGAUGAUAACUCAAGAACGCUUAUGCCUAGGAUCAAGAAACUUGAUAUGUAGAUUGAUCAUGACUCGCAGUUGACCCCUAUUGAUUUUCAGGUCACUUUAUCAAAGGUCAAGGUCACGGUAACCUGAAAUAAUAAAAUGUUUUCCGGAUAAUAACUCAAGAACGCUUAUGCCUAGGAUCAUGAAAAUUCGUAGGUAGAUUGAUAAUGGCUGGCAGAUGACCCCUCUUGAUUUUCAGGUCACUAGGUCAAAGGUCAAGGUCACGGUGACCCGAAAUAGUAAAAUGGUUUCCGGAUGAUAACUCAAGAAUGCUUAUGCCUAGGAUCAUGAAACUUGAUAGGUAGAUUGACCAUGACUCGCAGUUGACCCCUAUUGAUUUUCAGGUCACAAUAUCAAAAGUCAAGGUCACGGUGACCUGAAAUAGUAAAAUGGUUUCCGGAUGAUAACUCAAGAACGCUAAUGGCUACGAUCAUGAAACUUCAGAGGUACAUUGAUCAUAACUCGCAGAUUACCCCUAUUGAUUUUGAGGUCACUAGGUCAAAGGUCAAGGUCAUGGUGAC
Dreissena polymorpha is the source of this 4466-nucleotide messenger RNA. Its product is annotated as transmembrane channel-like protein 7. NCBI's taxonomy places the organism in Eukaryota, Metazoa, Mollusca, Bivalvia, Myida, Dreissenidae. The record is from RefSeq and is a predicted model, not a curated record. The transcript has 17 exons. Bases 261 to 3152 code for a protein of 963 amino acids. Gene Ontology annotation, cellular component: plasma membrane. Gene Ontology annotation, molecular function: mechanosensitive monoatomic ion channel activity.